This is a messenger RNA of Vicia villosa (hairy vetch), 2739 nucleotides long. Its product is annotated as receptor-like protein kinase FERONIA. The record is from RefSeq and is a predicted model, not a curated record. The coding region runs from base 130 to 2661 and encodes 843 amino acids. The transcript has 2 exons. Gene Ontology annotation, molecular function: ATP binding; protein kinase activity. Gene Ontology annotation, biological process: protein phosphorylation. NCBI's taxonomy places the organism in Eukaryota, Viridiplantae, Streptophyta, Magnoliopsida, Fabales, Fabaceae.
CUCCACCAAUGAACACAGCCCAAAAUAUGUUUCCUCCAUCACAAACAUACUCUUCGGUAUUCACAAUUCUAUAAACCCGCAUUCUUCAAUUCGACAGCACAGACACACUCACAUUCAACUCUAAAAAACAUGAAACCGUUGAUUAACUUCAGAACCUUGAUCACCACUCUCCUAUACUUUUCCAUCUCCCUCUUUACUCUUCAAGCCUACGACCCAAUUGACCGUUACACCCUCAAUUGUGGCACAACAGGAAACUCUACCGACGGAGAAAGAACAUGGACAGGAGACACAAACUCAAAACUUUUGUUAUCAUCACAAAACAACAACCCAACAACAAUUUCUGUUCCAACAACAACACAAAAACCUUCCAUCAACAAAAUCCCUUAUUCAACAGCUCGUUUAUCACACUCAAUAUUCAACUACUCUUUCCCAGUCACUCAAGGUCCUAAGUUCCUCCGUCUUUUUUUCUACCCUUCUACCUAUUCCAACGGUUUCAACCGUUACGAUGCUUCCUUCACCAUGGUAUCUAACGGAUUCACACUUCUUAAGGAUUUUAAUGCUUCGUUAAACGCUGAUGUUGAAGGCGUUGAUACUUUAUUCAAGGAAUAUGCUAUCAACGUUGGUGAUGACCAAAGACUUGAUUUGAGUUUUAUUCCAAGUAGUAGAAAUUCUAAUAACUAUGCUUUCAUUAAUGGAAUUGAAGUCUUAUCUAUGCCUGAUGAUCUCUAUUAUAGAUCAUCCACUGAUCCUAGUUUUUCACUUGUGGACUCCACUAUCACUGCAUAUAGUAUUUCAACCAACGUUGCACUUGAGACAGAUUACAGGAUCAAUGUUGGAGUGCAAGCAAACUCACCAAAUGUUCAAGACACAGACAUGCUCAGAAACUGGAAUGAAACCGACAUAGACUAUUUAAGAACGCCAACAUCACGAGAUUUUUCCUUUGGAGACAUAAGAGGCACAAAUAACAUCACUGUAAACCCUGAUUACAUGGCACCCAAAGACAUCUACAGAACAUCACGUGACUUGGGCACCAAUGCCACUCUCAACAAACUCUUGAACCUAACUUGGGAGUUCCCAGUUGAUUAUGGUUUCUAUUACUUGAUCAGGCUCCAUUUCUGUGAACUCGACCCCAGCAUAACUAUCGUAGGUGAUAGAGUCUUCAUCAUCUAUUUACAAGGAAACGUGGCGGAAGAUCAUGCUGAUGUUAUGAAAUGGACCCAAGAUCAAAAAGGUCUUGCUGUACAAAGAAACUACGCCGUAUACAUUCCAAAGAGUAAUAAUAACGGUAACAAGAAAGCUAGCCUCUCUCUUCAAUUGCAUCCAUAUGCUGAUCGUAGAGACACCAUAUACAGCGACCCUUUUUUAAAUGGACUUGAGAUUUUCAAAAUCAGUGAUGUGCAUUCAAAGAAUCUGGCUGGACCUAACCCGGAUCCGCUUCAAAAUCCGAAUAAACCGCAAAAGAAAAAAAACAUAAGUGGAACGACAAUAAUCGGCGUCAUUUUGGGAGUUGUUUUUGGCGUAUUUUCACUCUCUGUUGUCGUUUAUUUCGUUUUUAGGAAGAAAAGAGAAACUAAAGGGAAAACCAAAACUCAAAACUUACAUCUACCUUCGGGACUCUGCCGCAAUUUUUCCAUUGCCGAGAUGCGUGCCGCCACGAACAACUUCAACAAGCUCUUCAUCAUCGGCGUAGGAGGAUUUGGUCAUGUGUACAAAGGGUACAUUGACAACGGUUCAACAACUGUUGCAAUCAAAAGACUAAAACCGGGUUCACAGCAAGGAGAAAACGAGUUCAUCAACGAGAUCGAUUUGCUCUCAAACCUCCGUCACAUACACCUCGUUUCUUUAAUUGGUUAUUGCAACGACAACAACGAAAUGAUUAUAGUAUACGAUUUCAUGACACGUGGAACUUUACAAGAACAUCUCUACAACACAGACAAUCCAGAAUUAUCAUGGAAACAGCGGUUGAAGAUUUCAAUAGGUGCGGCCCGUGGUUUACGUUACCUUCAUUCAGGUACGAAACACCCGAUCAUUCACCGUGACGUCAAAACGACAAAUAUUCUGUUAGAUGAGAGAUGGACAGCGAAGGUUUGUGAUUUUGGUCUUUCACGAUUUGGGCCUACGGGUAUAUCAAAGACCCAUGUUAGCACUGUUGUUAAAGGUAGCAUUGGUUACUUAGAUCCUGAGUAUUACAGACGACAUCGUUUAACAGAGAAAUCUGACGUGUAUUCUUUUGGAGUUGUUUUAUUUGAGAUACUCUGCGCUCGACCCCCUAUUAUUAGAAGCGUGGAGCUGAAUCAGGAGUCACUCGCCGAUUGGGGAAAGUAUUGUUAUAAAAGUGGGAUCAUCGAGAGUAUCGUGGAUCCUUCUAUAAAGGGCAGUAUAACGCCCGAGUGUUUGGAAAAAUUCGGUGAAAUCGCGGCUAGCUGUUUGUUGGAUGAUGGAACUAUGAGACCGUCGAUGAACGACGUCGUUUGGAUGUUGGAAUUUGCUUUGCAGUUACAAGAGAAUGCGGAACAACCUGAGCAUCUUGUUGUUGGAAAUGAUGACGUGGAAGAUGGUGGAAGAACGGACGUUAAUGAUGUAUUAUUUAGUGGGAUCAAUUCAGGAAAUGUUUCGGAUUUUAAUAAGAGUGUUGAUGUGAAUUUAGAUGAUAGAUAUUAGAUAAUGUUUGGUUCAAAGAGAUGGGGACAAAGUUAUCAAAUUUGAAAGUUAGACAAGUGAAUGUGUUUAAUGCAAAUA